CCACUUUCACUCACUCUCUCUCUUAAUCGAAAUACAGGUUGUAGAGAGAGAAAGUAGAAGAAGUGAUUUCAAACGAGGGAUGAGUAAAGCAAAAACCAUCUUUUUCAUUGUGGGGUUUUCGUAAAACUCAAUUUUUUUUAAUAAUAAUAAAGAAAGAAAUUGAGAAAGAAAAAUAAAGAAAGAGAGGUUCAUUUGGUUCCACAGUGAGAGACACAAAAAGGAAGAAGAAGAAGAAGAGAGAAAGUAGAGGCAAAUGCUGAUACCCUUUUGAACUCUAAAUCGGAGGAUCGGUUUUGCUGAUUAUGAUUGGUUUUGUAUAAAAAUUGAUGGUGAGAAAUGCAUCUGCUUAUGUGAAAUGAUCUGAAGAGUUGUGUAGUCUUGCCGUAAAUAGUUAAAAAUGAGGUCUGAAACUCUUCUUGACUAUGCCGUGUUACAAUUAUCUCCAAAGCGUUCAAGAUGCGAGUUGCUUGUUUCAAGUGAUGGAAUCACCGAAAAACUAGCAUCAGGGUUAGUAAAGCCAUACUUGAGCCAUUUAAAGAUUGCAGAGGAGCAGGCUGCACUCUCUGUGCAGUCAAUCAGGCUAGAAAUCGAUAGACAUAGAAAUGCCGAGACAUGGUUUACGAAAGGAACAUUUGAGAGGUUUGUGCGGUAUGUUGGCACGCCAGAAGUUUUGGAAAUGGUGAACACCUAUGAUGCAGAGAUGUCUCAAUUGGAAGCAGCACGUAAAAUAUAUUCUCAGGGGACAGGAGAUCAGCGCAUCGAUUCACAAGGUGGGGAUGGAACAAGAGUCGUCGCAGCGGCAGAUUCAACAACGAAGGAACUCCUAAGGGCUAUUGAUGUGAGAUUGAGUGCAGUUAGGAAUGACUUAACAACAGCAUAUGCUCGUGCAUCAGCAUCCGGAUUUAAUCCUCACACUGUUUCCCAACUCAUACACUUCGCUCAUCAAUUUGGUUCCCAUCGCUUGAAUGAUGCAUGUACGAAAUAUAUGUCACUCCACGAAAGAAGACCGGAGAUGAUUACUCAACAGGACGAGAAGCCAGGUGGCGAUGAUAGGGAUCUUCGUUCAUCGGUUAACUCUGACAUGUCCAUUGACAACGACGACGAUCAGGCCCAAGCCCAAGCCCAAACCUAUCAGGCCCAACAACAAAACAACACUUCCACGUGGCAACCUCCCAAAUCCUUUGCCACCUUCACAUCCCUACGACGCAGCAACAACGUAAUAAUAAUAAACCAAAAAGACGAAGCCAAAGAAAAAAACAACAACGACGAUAACUCAACCAAUAAAGAAGAGACCGAGUCGUCGCCGACUCUGUUACCGUCGACGCCAACAGUGGCUCCGGCUGGUCGACGGCUCAGCGUUCAAGACCGGAUCAAUCUAUUCGAGAAGAAACAGAAAGAGAAUUCUUCAGGUAAACCGGUAGAGCUUCGGAGAAUGUCUUCUGACGUUUUGAGACGGUGGAGUGGAAGCAGUGACAUGAGCAUUGACGUCAGCGUUGAGAAAAAAGGUUCUGAAAGUCCUUCUUCUUCUUCAUCACCGUCAUCUUCGCAGAAUAAUAAUAAUAAUAAUAAGUCUAUUGCUAUCAACACCCCCUUAGAUAAUAAUAAUUUUGACAAGGUUUUGAAAACUGAUCAAGGGUCUUCUCAGGAUAGUUGUAAAGUUUCGAUUUUUGAUGAAGAAAAGAGUGGCUUGGGGUUCAAGGAUCAAGUGGGUGUUUCUGGGAUUGUUGAUGUUGAUAAUGAUGAUGUUAAGUUUUCUGGUGGUGUGAAAAGUAAUGUGGUUGCCACGUCACUUGUUAGGCUCCAUCGUAGUCAUAAUCGAUCUCUUUCAGCUCAAUUUGAAGGUGGUGGUGAUGGAUUUAAAUCAAGGGAUGUUUCUUCUUCUUCUUCUUCUGUUGUUUUAGAUGGUGUGGAUCAAUCCUCACCUCAACCCCAUUUGAGAUCUUUUGCUUUAGAAUCUGAAGAUUUAAAGAGUCAGGUUAAGGAAGAUGAUUCUCAAGUUAUGAAAACUAAGUAUCAGAAACCACUACCUGUAAGUCAGGAACAAACCGCGAUGCCACGGAGUAAAAGGGAUGAAAUUCGGGGUGGUAAUGAGAGUACAAAGUUGAAUUUUUCUGGUAAAAAACAGGUUUUGGAGAGCCAGGAUAAUGGCCGUGUAACCGCGCCUUUGGAGCAGAAUCAUAGAGUAAGGCAGACUAAAGGAAAUCAGGAGAUGCAUGAUGAGCUGAAAUUGAAGGCAGAUGAGCUUGAAAAGCUUUUUGCUGAGCAUAAACUUAGGGUACCUGGGGACCAAUCUGGUAGUGCACGGAGAAUCGAGCCUGUUGAUGCACGUGUGGAACAGGCUGUUAACUCGCAGCCUAGAAAACCUGGAGUUGGGGAUUCAACUCCUUUGAUGCCUUCCAGAAUCUGUGUGUCUGAACCGGCAGCGAGUUCUGGCAUUAAAUCGGUUACGAAGAUGGUGGAUAGUCCCAAUUAUGGUGAUGCUCUUAGGCAAAAUUUCUCGGAGAUUAACUUUGGUGAUGAAUCUAGAGGAAAGUUUUAUGAAAAGUAUAUGAAGAAGAGGAAUGCUAAACUUCAGGAAGAAUGGAGUUUGAAUAGAUCAGAGAAGGAAGCUAGGAUGAAGGCAAUGCAGGAUAGUCUCGAGCGGAGUAGGGCUGAGAUGAAAGCUAAGUUUUCAGGUUCGAUAAACAGACAAAAUUCGGCAGGAGGUUCUCAGCGCACUGAGAAGUAUGGAUACAUCAAAUCAAAUAUUAAGAGAGAACAGCAUCCUAUAGAUUCUCUUCAAAAUGAAGAGGAUGAAGAUCUUUCUGAAUUUUCGGAAGAAAAAAUUUAUGGCUCUUCAAAGCAAAGUAGGAAAGUUUUUCCUAACAGGAAUGUGUCUUCAGGUACACCUCGCACGACAGUAGUUUCAAUGUCACGUUCAUCUGGCAGACGAAGAGAGAAUCCUCUUGCUCAAUCUGUUCCAAAUUUUUCUGAUUUAAGAAAAGAAAAUACAAAGCCUUCUUCUGGAGUCAGUAAACCAACUCGCUCUCAGGUGAGAAACUAUGCUCGUAGCAAAAGCAAUCAUGAAGAGGGGCCAGGUAUCAAGGAAGAGAAGCUAAGGCUAACUCAGUCUUUACGGAAGAGUUCUGCCAACCCUGCAGAGUUUAAGGAUUUGUCCUCGUUGAACUCAGAUGAGAUUGUUUUGACUCCGUUGAAAUUUGAUUUGGACGAGACUGAUUUGGGUCCUUAUGAUCAAUCAUCAAGGUCUUUCCUUAAAAAUGGUAAUACCACAGGCCCUGGUUUUGUAGGCAAUGCUAUUAUAGAAGAUUCAUUGCAUAUGGCCAUGGAGGUACAAGAUGAAAUUGGAAGUAUGGCCAUUGAAGACUGUGCUUAUAAUAAUAAUGGAAAGGUGAGCCUGAGCCAGGAAUCUGUGAAAUCAGGUAAUUCUGGGUCUGAAAUCGGUGAUUCUACAAGGUCUCUUGCUCAGGUUGACCCUAUUUCAGGUGGUGAAACGCCUAAUGCAUUUCCAUCAACUUUCAACGGUGUAGGAUCUCUUCAGGACUCUCCAGUUGGAAGUCCUGUGUCCUGGAACUCACGUGUGCCUCAUCCUUUUUCUUACCCGCACGAGUCUUCUGACAUUGAUGCUUCUAUGGAUUCUCCAAUUGGAAGCCCUGCAGCUUGGAAUUCUCAUUCCCUUAUUGAGGGUGAUAAUGAUGCCGCUCGAAUGAGGAAAAAGUGGGGCAGUGCACAAAAGCCUUUUAUUGUUGCUAAUUCAUCCCAAAAUCAACCCCGCAAAGACGUCACAAAAGGUUUUAAGAAAUUCCUAAAGUUUGGGAGAAAAACUCGCGGGUCAGAGACUUUGGCUGAUUGGAUUUCUGCUACCACUUCUGAAGGAGAUGAUGAUAUGGAAGAUGGUCGAGAUCUGGCCAACCGGUCAUCGGAAGACUUGAGGAAAUCGAGAAUGGGAUUCUCUCAUGGUCAUCCUUCUGAUGAUAGCUUCAAUGAAAGUGAGCUGUUCAAUGAACAUGUUCAAUCCAUGCAAAGCUCUAUUCCUGCACCUCCCGCUCAUUUUAAACUGAGGGAUGAUCAUAUAUCGGGAAGUUCGUUAAAAGCUCCCAAAUCAUUCUUUUCGCUCUCAACUUUCCGAAGCAAAGGCAGCGACUCAAAACCCAGAUGAAAUUUCACCGAGUGGAAAAGCGGCAAGUGAUUUGAUUCACAUCUUCAAUGAUGGUAUUAGGGUGUAAAGGACAAAAUAUUAAGUAUGAUAUACAAAAGAGAGGUAGACAUGGUACAGUGAUCUAUAUUGAAAGAUACAUACUAUGGGGUAAUGUAUAUUUUCUUGGAUUCAUGAGGUUUUCCCCCUAUGAUUUAGUUAGUCAUGGUUGUGUUGAAAUAUGCUGCAUACUGUAUUCAAUGACGAAUCACCUGCUGGUGCAAUGUCUUUGUAAUUUUGGCGGUAGUGGCAUUCUUUUACGCGUUUACUUUGAUUUAAUUGUGUGAUGAUGUAUAUCAGAGUUGAACUCUUUGUUAGUCCAGUAUAGUCGUCAGAGUUAAGAUGAGUAAUGUGAUUGAGGAGUAAAAUAAUAGCUUUUCAAAAGAUUAUCUCUUCUCAAUGGACAAAUAAGAAAUAUUGGAAUCUCUUGCAACUUCAGUGUUAUUCUUUUGCUGAAGGACCCAUCAAUGUACUCUUGGAUGUAUAAACUCAGCUAUUAAUUUUCAAUUUCAUGAUAGUCUCAUUUUUUAAGUUUAA
Cicer arietinum (chickpea) is the source of this 4729-nucleotide messenger RNA. RefSeq lists its product as uncharacterized. The record is from RefSeq and is a predicted model, not a curated record. NCBI's taxonomy places the organism in Eukaryota, Viridiplantae, Streptophyta, Magnoliopsida, Fabales, Fabaceae.